UACAUCAUCAACAUUCUCUGGGCAUAUAGCUCCUAGAAUUAAUAGAUCCAACCAUAACCUCACUUCGCCUAAUAACCGAAUUCAAGCGGCCGUGACGGACCAUGACAGCAAAAAGUUCGGGUGAAUAUAAGUUGAUCUUGCAUGGUUGUAACGGUUGUAGUGAUUGUUGUGUCGUUGGUGGUCAAUGGUAAUCGUAAGCGGCGUAAGGAUGUCGUAUUAUUUGUUGUGUUUAUCGAAAAGUUGAAACGCAACUUCUAUUUUUCGGCAUGUAAAGAGACAUGGAAUGAACUUUCAUAGACAGAAGUGACAGAAGUACACAGUACUCCAAGGCUAGCAUCAACAGGUAGAAAUGUAUAUGAUACAGUAAUAUUGGAAUAACAUGGAUUAUGUCAAAAAUGAACCUGAUGCUGACAAUGGAAGUUUUUUAGUACGUCCAACUACGGAUGCUACAGUUACGGAAAUAAAACAUGAAGAUCAUCUGGAACCACCAGUAUUCUGUGCCGUGAAGAGUGAACCUCAGGAGGACGUGAAUAAUUUCAAAGAAGAACCUUCCUCAGAUUCCCCAUGCAGUGAUGAUGAACUCACUCAUGGCCAUUAUUUUGCGGCUGUACCAGUACAGUUGAUGAAAUCUGAGCGUGGGGAGGAAGUACAGGAUGUCAAUGUACUCAAGGAAGAACUAAAGGAAGAUGUUACAUCAAAUGAACAUGAAGCAUCUGUGGGAUGUGUGGCUGAGUUUACAGAUGAAGACGCACCCAGCUGUUCAUCACUUGCAGAUCAGAAUACCUCCAAAUGUGAUAUUUCUGGGGAAGGUGGAAAUUGUAUUAGGCAGCAGAAAUUCACCAACAGUGGAAAGAAACAUGUGAAGUAUAAUUCCACAUGUCCUGGAAACAGUCAAAGUCUUGCUAGGGAAAAACCAUUCAAAUGUGAGACUUGUGGUAAACGAUAUUCUUACAGAAGUCAUUUAGCUACACAUCACCAUAUACAUACUGGAGAUAAAGUUUCCAAAUGUGACAUUUGUGCACUGAGUUUUACAGAUCCUGGUGAGCUAGUAAUACAUUGUCAGAUUCAUACAGGAGAGAAACCGUUCAAGUGUGAAUUUUGUGGUAAAGGAUUUGCUGCUAAUGGAACUCUGGUAACCCAUAGAAGAAUACAUACAGGUGAGAAGCCAUUCAUUUGUGAGAUGUGUGGGAAGGCUUUCUCAGUUGGUAGUAGUCUAGUGCAACACCGUCGUACUCAUACAGGAGAAAAACCUUUCACAUGUGAGGUAUGCAGUAAAGCAUUUGCUCGGUCUGGUCACCUAGUAAAUCACCGUCGUAUACACACUGGAGACAAGCCGUUUAUAUGUGAUAUAUGUAAUAAAGGUUUUGCAGAAUCUGGCCCAUUAGUUAAACAUCGUCGUAUUCAUACUGGAGACAGGCCGUAUAAGUGUGACAUUUGUGGUAAAGGAUUUGGAGACAGCAGCAGUUUAGUUGGACACAAGAGAUCUCAUACUGGAGAGAGACCAUUUACAUGUCAUAUUUGUUACAAAUCAUUUUCUUGGAGUGGUCAUCUGAUUACACAUCUACGCACGCAUAAUGGGGAGAAAACUCUAGUUUGUGAUAUUUGCACUAAACGAUUUGCAGAACCUCGCUUGUUAGUUAAGCAUCUCCGCCUUCAUAAUGGAGAAAGACUGUUCUCAUGUGAUACGUGUAAUAGAACUUUCUCAGAAGAAAGCAGUCUUCUGGGAUUUGGCACCGUGAUAGGUUUGUUUGAUUUCUUUGUGAAUGAUAAUGGUUAA
Cryptotermes secundus is the source of this 1777-nucleotide messenger RNA. RefSeq names its product zinc finger protein OZF-like. The transcript is spliced from 6 exons. The record is from RefSeq and is a predicted model, not a curated record. Bases 380 to 1777 code for a protein of 465 amino acids. Lineage: Eukaryota; Metazoa; Arthropoda; Insecta; Blattodea; Kalotermitidae. Gene Ontology annotation, molecular function: protein binding.